Achroia grisella is the source of this 1225-nucleotide messenger RNA. RefSeq names its product serine protease inhibitor 77Ba-like (gene serpin-7). Gene Ontology annotation, molecular function: serine-type endopeptidase inhibitor activity. The coding region runs from base 20 to 1225 and encodes 401 amino acids. Lineage: Eukaryota; Metazoa; Arthropoda; Insecta; Lepidoptera; Pyralidae. The record is from RefSeq and is a predicted model, not a curated record. The transcript has a single exon.
UCUGUCAGACCCAGUCAACAUGACACAAUUUGUUCAUUUCCUAUUAAUUUCUUUAAUUUUAAUUAACGAAUCAAAAGGACAAUGUACACUAGAAGUAGCAAGUAUGCGUAUUAGACGACCUAUCUACGAUUUUACAGUCAAUUUAGCGACAAGACUUGCUCAAGAAAAGGAAAACCAUUUCGUGUCAUCUACGCUCUCGCAAUGGACUCUCAUUUCGGAACUAUCAUUAGGAGCUACAGAUGAAACUCUCGACGAAAUACAAAGAGUACUGAAAACUCAUAAGCACCGAUGCUUCAAUGAAAAUUAUUGGAAGAUCAUAAAAUCUAUAUUAGACACUAAUGACGUCACCGUUGCAAGGUCAUCUAUGAUAGUUAUACCUAAAGAAUUUGAAUUAAAGAAUGGAUUUACCAAAAACAUCAUAAAUACCGGACUAUGCGAAAUAUUCCCGCAAGACUUCGAGGACUCAGUUACAUCAGCUAACGCUGUAAACGACAACGUAAGUCUUGUAACGCAAGGUGUUAUUGAUGAUUUAUUGACACCUAAUGACUUUAACAGUUACAAUAUUAUUAUAAUCGACGCCUUAUACUUCAAAGGUACUUGGACCAAGACAUUUGCUACAACAAACACCGACACUGCGUCGUUUUACGAUGAAGUAGGUAACAGAGUGGGGGAAGUGAAUCUAAUGUAUGUGAAUGAUAAAUUUAAUGUGACCACAAUUGAUCAAAUAAAUGCAAAAGUUCUUCAAUUGCCUUAUGGUUCAAAUAACCAAUAUUCUAUGCUGUUGUUUCUGCCAAACGUUGGAACGCGACUUUCAUCUACUAUAUAUUCGUUAUCCAAAAUUAGUUUAGCCACUGUAUUCAAGAAGUUUGAAAUGGAUGGACCUCGAACUGUAACAGUGGAGAUACCGAGGUUCAAGAUAACAUCGGAUCUGGACAAUUUGAAGGAACUAUUGACCGAUAUGGGUUUAAAGAGUCUAUUUGACACAGGAGCAAGUUUCGAAGAGUUGUCCGAUCAAAUUCUAUACGUAUCAGACUUUAUACAGAAAGCAAGUAUUGAAGUAACUGAAGAAGGUACCGAGGCAGCCGCGGUGACUGAAGCGGGUUUGAGAUGGAGAACUUUGGAUGAGGAAUUCAUUGCGAAUAGACCCUUCUUAUUCAUGAUCGUGAAUUCUUAUAGUCAAUUACCAUUAUUUGUCGGAGCUUACUCGAAGCCUAGUGUUUAUUGA